AUGACGUUUACAAACGCCCCGGUUACCAGGCUCCUGGUGCUGGGCCUCGUCUCGGCGUCCAUCGGCGCCAGCAUGCUCGACGUCAAGCAUUACUUUUACAUCUCCAUCGAUACCCACCUGUGGAAGUACAGGCAGUUUUGGAGACUGCUCGCCUACCAGCUGUGCUACGCCAACUCGACCGAAGUGCUGUUUGCAGCCAUGUCGUUGUAUAAUCUUCGAGUCGUGGAGCGCAUGUGGGGGUCGAGAAAAUAUGCCUCCUUUCUAGUUGUCUCUUCGCUAUUCACCGCCCUCAUCCCCCCGACGAUCAUGGCUGUUCUGCGACCUCUGUCGGCCAGCUUUUUCAACUACAUGCCCGCGGGCCCGACGCCCAUCGUCUUUGCCAUCCUGGCGCAAUAUCACGCCAUAGUUCCUCAUGUGUAUAAAUACCGGGUAGCCACGUCUCCCGGUUCGCAAGCAAACGAUUCGGCCGGCAUCACCUUGUCAGAUAAAUCGUAUCAAUACGCCAUUGCUUUCCACCUGUCGCUGCUGCAGUGGCCUGGAUCCGUGCUUGGCGCCUUUGUCGGUUGGGCCGUGGGCAAUGCAUGGCGAGGCGGCUUCAUGCCGCUAUCACUCGUGACAUGGCGUCUGCCCGGUUGGAUGGUAGGCUUGAGUUCGCACAGGCGAACGGCCGAGUUCGAAGGCCUGCGAAGACGGCUCGAGGGCGAGAACACAUCAGCUACUGGAGUGACCUCUGGCAUGGAGUCUGAAGGGCAGCAGACGGAAAGGAGGCGGACCAUGGGUCAAAAGAUAGUGGAUCAGUUUCGCGAGGCGUUGUAG
Molecule: messenger RNA, 816 nt
Organism: Ustilaginoidea virens
Lineage: Eukaryota; Fungi; Ascomycota; Sordariomycetes; Hypocreales; Clavicipitaceae
Exons: 2
Coding region: 1-816 (271 amino acids)
Biological process (GO): retrograde vesicle-mediated transport, Golgi to endoplasmic reticulum
Cellular component (GO): membrane
Molecular function (GO): serine-type endopeptidase activity
Source: RefSeq, a predicted model, not a curated record